Messenger RNA from Cryptotermes secundus, 1645 nucleotides. RefSeq names its product splicing factor 3A subunit 2 (gene Sf3a2). Bases 141 to 1031 code for a protein of 296 amino acids. Gene Ontology annotation, cellular component: catalytic step 2 spliceosome; U2 snRNP; nucleus. Gene Ontology annotation, biological process: spliceosomal complex assembly. NCBI's taxonomy places the organism in Eukaryota, Metazoa, Arthropoda, Insecta, Blattodea, Kalotermitidae. The record is from RefSeq and is a predicted model, not a curated record. Gene Ontology annotation, molecular function: zinc ion binding; nucleic acid binding. The transcript has 6 exons.
UGGAGGUACCGGAAGGGAUUGUGCUGUCAAUUGUUUGGUGCUGGUGUAUAAUUAGUGAUCUCUUCUAGUUCAGGGAUUCUACAAUUGAAUAUUAAUGUACCUGAGAAAGUGAAGAAUACGAAUAGCAGUGCUGACACAAUAUGGAUUUUCAAAACCGCCCUGGUGGUAAAACUGGAGGAGGUGGACAGGCAUCAUGGUCGGAAACCAACAGAGAUCGUCGGGAACGUCUCCGUCAGCUAGCACUUGAAACUAUUGAUUUAAACAAGGAUCCAUAUUUUAUGAAAAACCAUUUAGGUUCUUAUGAAUGUAAACUUUGUCUUACACUUCAUAACAAUGAGGGAAGUUAUUUGGCCCAUACACAAGGCAAGAAACAUCAAGCCAAUCUUGCACGUAGAGCAGCCAAGGAAGCGAAGGAAUCACCUCAACAGCCUGCCCCAGAAAAACCAAGAGUUGAGCCUAAGAAAUUUGUUAAGAUUGGUCGCCCUGGAUACAGAGUCACUAAGCAGCGUGAGCCUGAAAGCAGUCAGCAGAGUUUGCUUUUUCAGAUUGAUUAUCCAGAAAUAGCAGAGGGAAUAGCCCCUCGACAUCGUUUCAUGUCUGCAUACGAACAGAAAGUUGAACCUCCUGACAGGAAAUGGCAGUACUUGCUGUUUGCUGCAGAACCCUAUGAAACCAUUGCUUUCAAGGUCCCAAGUCGCGAGGUGGAGAAAACAGAAGGCAAAUUUUGGACCCACUGGAACAAAGAUACAAAGCAGUUUUUUCUUCAGUUUGCUUUCAAGAAUGAUCCGAAGCAGCAGCCCCAAGCUAGACCUCCACCUCCCCCCACACCACCUAUAGGACCCCCUGGACCACCUCCUAACCUACCACCACCACCCAUGCCUCCUCCUCCUCUGGGACAUCCUCCACCUCCCCCAAGACCACUAAUGCCACCUGGUAUGCCUCCCCCACCUCCCCUGUUUAACCCAGUACCACCACCUCCACCCAAACUAGGGAAUCUUCCUGUCCCUCCACCUCCCCCAAAGAUGAAUUGAAGAUCCUCCUUUGAAAUGAUGCAGCUUGGAUGAAUGUUUAUAUGGAACCAGUAAGAAAAUGGUGUUUGCCUGUUUUCAGAAGUGAGGAAUUUGAUUUCAUUUUCAAGUAUCAGGGCAUGCUUCUCUCCCGUGUAAUAUCCCUUUGCAUUCUGUAGUAUGGGACAGCUGAUUAGGAUGCUAGUCUUUACACUUUUUCAGGACAAGAAAUCCUGUUCAUUUGCAUAUUCCAGUCUCCUGGGUUAUGAUAUGGUGUCUUUUUUAGAUGGUUACUGUUUUGGAGGAACCUGCUGUCUUAGUUUUCUGCCUUGGAGCUGUUAACCAUCUUCCUACAAAAUGUCAUACGCCAGGAGAUCACAGUCUUAGUUUUCUGAAAACCUCAAAUCUUAUAGACAGUGCCACGUAACUUUGAACAAGGCCACGCAUUCCUAGUCAAAUCCCAUGCAUGGAUUGUGGUGGGAGGAGUUUUUUAACAUUCAUUCUUCCACUUUCACCAACCCCUGGUGUUUCAUUGAAACUACCCUAUUCUCUAUUUGAAGAACAUAUUACAAUAAUACAAAUAUAUUGCCACUCGUCAUACAAAGAAAAAUACAUUUAAUAUGUAUUACUUGCAAAGA